UCUGAAGUGUGCGUAGGUUCUUAAUCUAGUCAAUGUGUAAUAUAAUAGCAGUUAAUCGCUAUUAGUUGUCUUUCGGGAUGGCAGUUGCUUACAACAUGAAAGUAUGAGGACUUCCCUAUAGAUGGCAGGAGACCCCUUGACCUUUGCAAACAUUUCACUGUGAUAGAUUGUGUCCUGAGAGGGAGAGAAUAUAUUUAGAGAAUGCUUUUGAGAAUGUUGUGUUGUUUAGAAUUGACUCAUGAAGGGUACAUACUGUAUUAUACAGAUGUUUUAUGACAUUAAAAUAUACCAAGACAAGUAAAGAUUUUUAACUACUAGUAGAGGACAGUAAAGCACUGCGGUUGACCGGUCAGGCCACAGGUGUUACCUAUUGUGUUCAAGUGCAAAUUAUAAAAUGUAUUUACAGAACCAAACAAAACACAUUCAUAUGUCUGGUUUCGAGAGUGCAUCUAAUAGCUAAUAACCAGGUCAUUUAAUUCCUCCAGAUGAACAAUUAUGGGAUAUUUCGUCUGUCUUUGAUGUCUCCGUCUGCCUCAUAGGCUUUUGAUUUAACAAAAGUAGCAUUUGUCUGUAGCACUUCCUUCCUGAAACAUUGCAAGCAGUUUAUUUUUUCACUUCCUGUAAUAAGGCAAAAACAGCCCAAAGCCACUGCAAGUGAUGCUGCUGGGUAGAGACUGAUAUAGUGACAGUAGGAUCAUUUGAGAGAAAAAGGGAUCUGGUGAAAUAAGAAAAACAUUUAAACAUGAAAUUCUAUCUGAUGAUUCUCCUUUACUUGCCAGUUUUAAGCUGUUAUGCAAAAAGGAGCAAAAUUGGAGAGCAUGGAAAUGAAGGUGGAUCUUUAGACAUUAAGUGUUCAUAUCCAGAUGGAUAUCAAUAUAAGCCCAAAUAUUUGUGUCGCCACCCCUGUUCCUACAGUGACGUUCUCAUCAGAAGUGUGAAAGCGGACACAUUUGUCACCGUAGGAAGAUUUUCUGUGUAUGACAAUGUCCAUGGACAUACUUUCAUUGCCACCAUCAAAAACCUGAAAUUACAGGACUCUGGACUUUACUAUUGUGGACUUGGUCAGUGGGGAAGAGAUGUUUUAACAAAAGUAGAUGUCUCUGUGAGUAAAGCUCCAUUGGUCACUUCACUGUUUACACCUGAUAGGAAGGACACCACACAAACAUACAGAUAUGUGUCCCCAGAGGUCCCCACAUUUACGCAGUUACCGGUUGCAGAUUGGGAUGUCGCACCAACAUCCUCAUCCAUUCUGAUUGACAGCACAGGUUUUGUACGUGUCCAUGUUGUUGUGGGAGCUGUCGGACUGUUGAUGUGUUGCACUGUGGUUGCACUUUGUGUAUUCUUUAGAAAAUGCCGAUCAAUGCCGUGCUCACUGACAUUUCCAGCAUCUAAAGUAUCAGCUCCUGUAGCCAUUGCACAGGGUGAAGAGGACACUUGUCAUGUGUAUGAUGAGAUAAUUAUGAAAAGCUCCAACAUUCUUCCCCAGGAAGACAGUGACUUGUACUGCACCGCACAUUUAGGAGAACCCCCACUGAAAAUAGAUGACAAUGCUCUCUACUCUCUCCUGACACUAAAGCUACAAGGACCUCAGUAAGAGUCACAAAUCUUUAGUUUAUAGAGGGCAUUCUCACAACACUGCAAGCUGUUGAUAGUGUACAUAUGUACAGUAUCUAGAAGCUUUGGGUUGGCAAUAAAUAUUGCUAUUGUUUUGUGUAUAUAUAUAUAUAUAUAUACACUGCUCAAA
Molecule: messenger RNA, 1744 nt
Organism: Oncorhynchus masou masou (cherry salmon)
Lineage: Eukaryota; Metazoa; Chordata; Actinopteri; Salmoniformes; Salmonidae
Product: CMRF35-like molecule 1
Exons: 7
Coding region: 743-1594 (283 amino acids)
Cellular component (GO): plasma membrane
Molecular function (GO): transmembrane signaling receptor activity
Source: RefSeq, a predicted model, not a curated record